Aureobasidium melanogenum CBS 110374 is the source of this 1596-nucleotide messenger RNA. RefSeq names its product MFS hexose transporter. Bases 1 to 1596 code for a protein of 531 amino acids. Lineage: Eukaryota; Fungi; Ascomycota; Dothideomycetes; Dothideales; Saccotheciaceae. The record is from RefSeq and is a predicted model, not a curated record. Gene Ontology annotation, cellular component: membrane. Gene Ontology annotation, biological process: carbohydrate transport; transmembrane transport. Gene Ontology annotation, molecular function: carbohydrate:proton symporter activity. The transcript has 2 exons.
AUGGCAGUUUCUGCCAAGAUCAGCAUCAUAGCCAGCAACGACGUGGACGACAGCGCAAGCAGCAGGGACAUCGAGCUGAACAGCUCGUUUGUUCAAAACUCCUUCCAAGUAAUCAACAAACAUCCACGCGAGCUAUCAUGGUGUAUCUAUGCCAUAUUCGUGCUGUUACUUAGCAGUUUCGACAACCAGGCUGGCGGCGUCGUACUCUCGAUCCCUCAAUUCAGAAAAGACUUUGGAUCCCCGUACGAUGGCGGCUAUGUGCUCUCUGCGGCAUGGCAAUCUGCCUACAGUGGCGGACCAGUCCUCACUUCUAUCAUCGGAUUGUUAUUAUCUGGGUUGUUUGCAGACAAGGUUGGCAGAAAGUGGACAUUCACUGUUGGCUAUCUGAUCAUCUUUGUAACAAUCACGAUUGAGACAUUUUCAACGACGAACCUGGUCUUCUUCAUUGGAAAAUCCCUCUCAGGUUUUGCUAUAGGUGCCUUCACAACCACCGCGCUUACAUACCUAGGAGAGAUCGCACCUCGUCCAGCAAGAGGCAAACUCACUGCAGCAGCUGGUAUGGCGUUGACGAUUGGACCUUUCAUUGUGUCCAUUGUUGUCAAAGUCACAGGAUACCAAGCAAAUCGCUGGGCUUACCGAUCGGUGUUUUUGGCUCAGUAUGGAUUCAGUGUCAUUGGCGCACUUUUCUUGCCAUUCAUGCCUGAAUCACCAUGGUGGCUGCUUAGUAAGAACCGAAAUUCAGAUGCGACAGUCGCACUCUUUCGGUUUGGGUACACUGCGGACGAGGCACAAAUUUAUACGACUACUGCCAUCCGGGCACUAGAGCUGGCCAGGGAAGAGACAAAAGGCGCGACCUACCUUGAGUGCUUCCGGAAGACCAAUCUCCGACGAACGAUCGUCGCAGCAGCGCCUCUAUCCAUUCAAGCUUUGAGUGGUCUCUUCUUUGUAUCGGCCUAUUCGACUUACUAUGAACAACUGGCUGGAUAUGACACGCCCACAACUUUUAGCCUCGGUAUUGUUCAAAACAUACUUGCUAUUGUAGGCAACGCCUGCUCUUGGUUCUUGAUCGACCGGAUUGGUCGGAGACCUUUGUCGUGCUAUGGCAUGUCACUUCUGACUAUCUUGCUCCUGAUUACGGGUGGGCUUGCUUGUGUCGGGACUAAGUCAGCUAUCAAGGGAACAGUUGGCUUGUUACUUCUGUAUAAUUGGCUCUACUCGAUUACGAUUGGAGCUACUGCAUAUCCGAUUCUGAUAGAAACACCAACAAGUCGCUUGCGGACCAAAACGGCGGCCAUCGGACUGACACUGCAAAGUGGACUGUUUGCAAUGUGGGCUUUUGUCAUACCGUACCUUUUCAAUCCUGAUCAAGCAAAUCUCGGUGCUCGAGUAGCCUUUAUCUUUGGUGCCUUUGCGGUUCUUUCGACUGUUUAUCUGUGGUUGUGCCAGCCUGAAACGUCCGGACGUUCGUUUGCGGAACUUGAUGAGAUGUUUGCCAGGAAAGUCCCAGCACGGGGCUUCAAGGCAUACAAGACCGAAACUGUGAAUAGUAUUCGCCUGAGUGUUCUCAUGAGGGAUGGUGACAUGCCAGUUCCAUAG